AUGAGCUUCGCAACGUCAACACGCACGGCUGCGAGCCGGACACCCCUGUUGCGCCGCAGCCUCGCCACCGCAGCAGGCACAUCGAAUCCGAUUCGACCACUCAUCGCUUCGCUCGCACCUCGAUCCCGGUACCCAGCCAAGGCGCCUGAACUCACAGUCGAUCAUCUCGUCGUCGGGGGCGGCGUCGUCGGUCUCUCGAUCGCAUCGGCGCUCGCUGCACGUUGGCCAGAAAAGACGACCUACCUCGUCGAGCGCAACAAGUCUUUUGGCGAAGAGACGAGCUCGCGCAACAGCGAGGUGAUCCACGCCGGUCUCUACUACCCUGUCGACUCGCUCAAGACUCGCCUCUGUCUACGCGGGCGCGAGCUCAUGUACCAGCGAUGCCAGGAGCAGUCGAUCCCUCACAAGCAGACCAAAAAGCUCGUCGUCGGCGCCGACUUCUCGAAAGGCUACCUGGAAAAGCUGCAGUCGCAUUGCGAUGAGCUUGGACCGCUCGCACCGCCGACACGGCUGAUCACGGGCCAGGAAGCGAGAGAGCUCGAGCCGAAUCUGUCCGAUAACAUCGCCUGGGCUCUGCUAUCUGAGCGUACUGGCAUCGUCAGCAGCCACGAGCUCAUGGCCAGUCUCGAACGCGACUUGCUCGAAGCAGACAACGCCGAGAUCGUCUACGACACCAAAUUGGUCCGCGUGGACCCCAAUGAGCCCGAUCGCAGCGCUGUCAACUCGAAACGUGGAGGCGAUGGUUCGCAAGACGGGUGGAUCGUACAGACUGUCACAUCCGAGUCGAGCUCCUCUUCAAGCGAUGCCGAUGCGCUACUUGCCAAAGUCGUCAUCAACACGUCCGGACUCAACGCUCCGAUAGUGCUGAACUCGCUGCUCUCAGACCUUGGUGGGACGCAGGAAGACGCCAUCCCAAUGUGGCACUCCAAAGGCAACUACGCCUCGUACAAGGGCAAAGGCGCCACGGGCAUCCAGCACCUCAUCUACCCCUGCCCAGACACACGGAACAAGGGCACCCACGCACAUACCUCCCUCGGCACCCACCUGACACUUGAUCUGGAUGGCAAUAUUCGCUUUGGACCCGAUACGGAAUGGAUCUCCCCUCCUACCUCUGAGAAAGACGCAGUCGACUUUUGGAAGCGAGCCCUGGUCGUCGACGAUUCUCGUAUCGAAACUAUGUACGACUCGAUCACCGAGUACCUGCCGAACAUUGACAAGGCGGGUCUAGCGCCCGACUACGCGGGGAUCCGACCCAAACUCAUCGGUCCAGAUACGAAGGCGUUUAUGGACUUCCAGUUCCUCUGGCACAACUCGACCGGUUUGGCUGGGCAGAAGCUCUGGCAGCGUGCACCCGGGCUGCCUGCACCAAGCACGAGCUGCAUUUCCAAGGCCAAGGAGAGCGUGGACAAGGCGGAAGGUGGAGCGAUGAUCAGCCUGCUAGGCAUCGAAAGUCCAGGGCUGACUUCGAGCCUGGCAAUCGGGGAGAUGGUCAGGGAGAUGAUCGCCAAGCACUUUUACAACGAACAUCCCACCCGCCAAGCAAGCUCGAAUAAGGGCGCGAGGAACGAGGACCAUGCUCAUCGGCUAGACGCGUGGGCGUAG
This is a messenger RNA of Kalmanozyma brasiliensis GHG001, 1602 nucleotides long. RefSeq names its product FAD dependent oxidoreductase. NCBI's taxonomy places the organism in Eukaryota, Fungi, Basidiomycota, Ustilaginomycetes, Ustilaginales. The transcript has a single exon. Gene Ontology annotation, molecular function: (S)-2-hydroxy-acid oxidase activity; (S)-2-hydroxyglutarate dehydrogenase activity. Gene Ontology annotation, cellular component: mitochondrion. The coding region runs from base 1 to 1602 and encodes 533 amino acids. The record is from RefSeq and is a predicted model, not a curated record.